GUUGCCAUGGAGAGCGUUGCCAUGUGACGCUUUUUGAUAGCCAGCAAACGCAGCGGCCCCGCUCGAGACGAGAGGAGAGACAUGGAGGACAACUUUCCGCUCGGAGAGGUUGGCUCGGUAAAAAAUGUUGCAAAGUCUGGACGGAGAGCUCGCCUCGCAGCAGACCAACCAUCGUUUGAAGAUUCUCGUCCCGUGAGGAAGUCCUCUGCGUCUGCUUCUGUGGGAGAAGGUCCUCCUCCGAAACCGGCGCGGCGGCAGGGUGGCUGGGCAGAAGAAAGCUCUGGGUCUGGUUCUGCCAAAUCUUCAAGAAGACCUGCAGCUGAAGACCUGGAAGACCGACGCCUGCGACCACAAACUCCCCCGGGAUCAGAUGAUGAAGGAGAUAUUCCCGUGAUUCCAGACCUGGAAGAAGUGCAAGAAGAAGAUCUAACGAUGCAAGUCGCAGCUCCGCCAAACGUCCAGGUGAACCGGGUGAUGACCUACAGAGAUCUGGACAACGAUCUGAAGUAUUACUCUGCCUUCCAGACCUUAGAUGGAGAGAUCGACUUGAAGCUCCUCACCAAGGUUCUCGCACCAGAACAGGAGGUGAAGGAGGAUGAUGUGAGCUGGGACUGGGAUCAUCUGUUUACAGAGGUGUCCUCCGAGCUGCUGAUGGAAUGGGAUCAAGGAGAGACCGAGGAGGCGGCCGCAUGAGGAGGAGCUCUGGUCUGUGACUUUAAAUGGCUCCAGGGAGAACUGGGCGAAUGUCUAUUACACAUGGAGCCAGUGACUUUGGUUAUAGCGACUUUAAUUAGGGCCCUCGCAGCGACCACGAAGUCGUAUCCACAAUGUAUAUAUCUCAAAGUGUAAAGACAGUGUUUCUUGUGUUUUUUAAAUAAAGUUCACGGUGCAGUGAAUAAUGGGGCUUUGUCUUCUCACCCGUCUUUUCUUGGGGUGUUGGAGCGAGUUUGGUAAUUCA
Messenger RNA from Pseudoliparis swirei, 958 nucleotides. It is a transcript of the gene ift43, whose product is annotated as intraflagellar transport protein 43 homolog A. NCBI's taxonomy places the organism in Eukaryota, Metazoa, Chordata, Actinopteri, Perciformes, Liparidae. The transcript has 9 exons. Gene Ontology annotation, biological process: intraciliary retrograde transport. Gene Ontology annotation, cellular component: intraciliary transport particle A; cilium. Bases 82 to 693 code for a protein of 203 amino acids. The record is from RefSeq and is a predicted model, not a curated record.